GCAUAACUAUCAGCUUUCCAGGCCAAAUUACAAGAAAGGGCUCGUUCUAAUUGUUCUUCCGGGUGCGCGCGGCCUUCGCUUGCGACCAACCUCCCUCAAACUCGUGCUCUAGAGCGGGGCACCUUUAGGCACGUCGAUGCAUCUGUAGCCUACUGCAAGGGCGCGGCAAUCAACUUCUUCCGCGGGGCAGGGCCCCUUAGACAGGAUGCGUCUCAAGGUCAAGCAGUCCAGCGCGAAUGUGCACAGCGAAUUAACAGCAGCUGUGGGCUGGAAUGUCUGGAAUGAACUGUUCACUUGUAGCGACGACCAGACUAUUCACAAAUGGAACAUGCUGGGGGAGCCAGAGCAGAAGGUCAGCACUCUGGACGCAUACUUCACGGAUAUGCACUGGUACCCCGUGAGCUCGAAGAAGACGCAAGCAGGCGGGACGGACGUAUUCGCGGUGGCGUGCACAGACGGCUCUGUAAAAAUCCUCAGCCGCACGGGCCGCGUGGAGAAGUCCAUUGAGGGGCACAAGGGCGCGUGCAUCUCGCUGCGCUGGAGCUAUGACGGGACGGCACUGGCGACGGCGGGCGAGGACGGGUCGGUAAAGAUCUGGUCGCGCAACGGCAUGCUGCGCUCCACGCUAGCGCAGGCGGACAGCCCCGUGUACUCGAUUGUGUGGGCCUACGACUGCGACCAGCUGUGCUACUGCACCGGCUCCAACGUGGUCAUCAAGUCGCUGUCCUCCAACGCCAAGCAGAACGCGUGGAAGGCGCACGACGGCGUGGUGCUCAAGGUGGACUGGAGCCCCAUCAACCACCUCAUCAUCACAGGCGGCGAGGACUGCAAGUACAAGGUGUGGGACAGCUUUGGGCGGCUGCUGUUCCAGAGCGGGCUGUUCGACUACCCGGUCACGUCGGUGGCGUGGGCGCCCAGCGGCGAGCUGUUCGCGGUGGGCGGCUUCAACACGCUGCAGCUGUGUGACCGCAUGGGCUGGGCCUACUCCAAGAUCCACCUCAACGACACGGGCAGCAUCAUGACUCUGAGCUGGACGGCGGACAGCACGCAGCUGGCGGGCGGCGGCGGCAGCGGCGGCGUGGUGUUCGGCCAGGUGGUGGACCUGGCGCUGGAGGACGGCAAGAUGCAGGUGACGGUGGUGGACGACAUGCGCAUUGUGGUGAACGACAUCUUGAACGAGAACGCGGACGAGCUGCCCGAGUUCCGUGACCGCGUCAUCAAGGUGUCGCUAGGGUACGGCUACCUGAUCGUGGCCACCGCGACGCAGUGCCACGUGUACAACACCACCAACCUGGGCACGCCGCACAUCUUUGACCUCAAAGACACGGUCACCCUGCUGCUGCAGGCUGAGCGGCACUUCCUGCUGCUGGACAACUCGGCGGGCAUCCAGAUCUACACCUACGAGGGCCGCCAGAUCUGCAACCCGCGCUUCCAGGGCCUGCGCACCGAGCUGCUGAACGCGCAGAUGAUCACGCUGUCCAACGACACGAUAGCGGUGCUGGACCAGCAGGCCAGCGGCACCACCGUGCGCUUCUUCGACACGGCGCAGGGCCGGCCAGUGGGCGAGCCGUGGCAGCACACGUUGGAGGUGAAGGAGAUCGCGCUGAGCCAGGCCGGCACCAUCAACGACCGCCAGCUCAUCGUCAUCGACCGCAACCGCGACCUGUACCUGCUGCCCGUCAUGAAGCGCCACGUGGCCAAGCUGGCGGCCAUGUGCGACUCGGCGCGCUGGCACGACAGCACCGCCAUGCUGUCCGCCAUGGUGGACCAGCGCCUGUGUGUGUGGUACUACCCCAGCGAGGUGUACGUGGACAAGGACCUGCUGGCCAAGACGCGCUACACCAAGUCCGACUCGGACUUUGGCAAGUCGGCCCAGAUCCAGCUCUUCGCCGGCAACCGCUGCCUGGUGCGCCGCUCCGACGGCGUGCUGGUCUCCGCCGCCACCUCGCCCUACCCUGCCGUACUGUACGACAUGAUCCGCAAGCAGCAGUGGGACAAGGCCACGCGGCUGUGUCGCUUCAUCAAGGACCCCACCAUGUGGGCCACGCUGGCGGCGAUGGCCAUGGCGGCUAAGGAGCUGAACACGGCGGAGGUGGCGUUCGCGGCGAUUGACGAGGUGGACAAGACGCACUUUGUGCGCAAGGUGAAGCAGAUCCCCACGGAGGAGGGCCGCAACGCCGAGCUGGCGGUGUACCGGCGCAAGCCCGAGGAGGGCGAGUCCAUACUGCUGCAGGCCGGCCUGGUCUUCCGCGCCAUCAAGCUGAACAUCAAGCUGUUCAACUGGGAGCGCGCGCUGGACCUGGCCACGCAGCACAAGCAGCACCAGGACACGGUGCUGUGGUACCGCCAGCAGUUCCUCAAGAACGCCAAGCUCGCCGAGUCCAUCACGCGCUUCAUGCAGAUGAACGAGUCGGUGGUUGUGGACCAGGCGGCGGUGAAGAAGAAGAUCGAGGAGGAGCGCAUCAAGGAGUCGCAGCGGCCAGGCGCCAAGCGCUACGUGUAAAGCAGCGCAGAGCAGUCCGGUGCGGUGUGAUGUGAUGCGGUAGGCGGGGGGGGAGGUGAUGGGCGCGGCGGCAAUGGCUGGUGCUGCGUAGGUCUGCGUAGUGAGCGGGAGGAGGCGGUCGUGCAGCAUGGCUAGUAUGCGCUUGGUUGGCCAGUUGUUGGGCAGUGGGCGUCGUGCGAAGGGGGAGGAGGAGGAGGAGGGGCUUCCGGAGCGCAGUGGCCGCAUCCUCGAUUUCUUUUCACCAACAUACAGCAUGGUGGCGACACAUAGUGACAGCAUGAGGCCACAGACCGAUUUACAAUGUAGCGUGCAGCAUGUGUGGUGGUGCUCGGGGUGUGUGAUGAAGGCGACAUACAACGUUGGGAGAACGGAUGGGAGCGCGUGGCGUGCCAGAUUGGCGGUGGCUUCGGGCCCCCUACCCGGCCUGGUACGUUUAGGUCCCCGGGGCGUGUACAUAUUGGGGGCCUUCGGACACGCACGGGCAAGCGGCAGCCCCGCUGUAAAAGUGCGGGAGC
Chlamydomonas reinhardtii is the source of this 3018-nucleotide messenger RNA. RefSeq lists its product as uncharacterized. Gene Ontology annotation, biological process: cilium assembly. The transcript is spliced from 13 exons. The coding region runs from base 206 to 2503 and encodes 765 amino acids. Gene Ontology annotation, molecular function: protein binding. Gene Ontology annotation, cellular component: cilium; centrosome; intraciliary transport particle B. The record is from RefSeq and is a predicted model, not a curated record. Lineage: Eukaryota; Viridiplantae; Chlorophyta; Chlorophyceae; Chlamydomonadales; Chlamydomonadaceae.